Molecule: messenger RNA, 2070 nt
Organism: Setaria italica (foxtail millet)
Lineage: Eukaryota; Viridiplantae; Streptophyta; Magnoliopsida; Poales; Poaceae
Product: cytoplasmic tRNA 2-thiolation protein 2
Exons: 7
Coding region: 103-1491 (462 amino acids)
Biological process (GO): tRNA wobble position uridine thiolation
Cellular component (GO): cytosol
Molecular function (GO): sulfurtransferase activity; tRNA binding
Source: RefSeq, a predicted model, not a curated record
GCACCUGAGCGAAGAGAGAGAAGGGAAUCCCCAAACCUCCCCUACACCCACGCGCCGCCGGCCGCCGUCCCCUUCCGAACCUUCGUCUCCCUCGCGCCCGCCAUGGCCGCCGCCUCCGCCUGCGGCGGCGCGGGCUGCGGGCCGCACUGCUCCUCCUCCUCCGGCUCCGCCGCAGGCGCCGAGGAGGACGCUCCGGCGGAGAGGAUGGCCCGGCUUUCGAUCGCCACCGGCGCCGCCACCACGUGCGGCAAGUGCGACGGCGGCGCCCCGACCGUCGCGGCGUCCGGGGGCGCUGGCAUGUGUCGGGAGUGCUUCCGGGCCCACCUGUUCGGGAAGUUCAAGCUCGCCGUCACCAGCAACGCCAUGGUGCGCCCCACCGACGCCGUCCUCCUCGCCUUAUCCGGCGGCCCCGCCUCCAGGGUGGCCCUGCAAUUCAUACACGCGAUGCAGUCCAAGGCGAUCCAGAGCUGGGAGACGAGCAACUCGCAGGCCCUGCCGGCCUUCGGCGUUGGCGUGGCGUUUGUCGACGAGAGUGUCGUUUUGGCGAGACCGGAGCAUGAAACUCAGACGGCGACUGAAGAUAUCAAAUCGAUCGUGUCGAGUUUGUCACCCGGCGAUAAGCAAGUGCACGUUGCCCCUCUUGAGGACGUAUUCUCAUCUGGGUCAGAGGACAAGGUGGCCAGGCUGAAGGAGGUGGUCGGCAUGAUCGAUGAUGAGACAGGGAGGGAUGACUUUAUUCGAUGCUUGCGCAUGCUUUCACUGCAGAAGAUUGCACUGGAAAAUGGCUACACCAAGAUCAUGCUGGGGACAUGCGCAUCUGGAAUAGCAUGUCAUGUGCUAUCUGCCACCGUGAAGGGGCAAGGCUACUCUUUACCAGCUGAUGUCCAAUAUGUUGAUACACGGUGGGAAGUACCUGUGGUUCUUCCACUCCAUGAUUGCCUUGCCCAAGAGCUUAGCUUGCUCUGUGAACUUGAUAGUUUAAAGAUGCAGCAACUUCUUGAUAGGCCUUGCAGGGGCAUCAACAGCUUAGUUGCAUCGUUUGUUUCACGACUAAGGGAAGAGAACCCUUCUCGAGAGCACACCAUUUUAAGAACCGCACAAAAGCUUAAGCCAUUCUCUUUUAAUAAGUUCUCAGCAAACGGCUAUCAUGAUUUCCUGCCAUCACGGCUUCGACCCAAGUUUCAGAAUGUUGAUACCAACGAGUCUACUUUCUCUGAAAUUCUCUGCCUGAUAUGUGGAAGCCCGUUCAGUGAAUCAGAACUCCAGAAUUUGGAAAACACAAAGCACAAGGCCCAGAAGAAAAUUGAUCUUUAUACUGCUCAUUGUUGUCAAAGCUGCCAUUUCCAGAUUCUACCAUCUGCUACAGAUACGUAUGGACAAUUCUUUUCACUACUACCGAAGUUUUGGACUGAGAAAGUGGACACUGCAUCUGCCAGCUCACUAAGAGAUCAAAUAGAAGACUACCUGCUGGAAGAUGAUGAUGAAAACUGAAAUUAUCGCUUUAGUGAAACCCAAACUUGUGAGAAAAAGUUGAAGGAGUCACAUUUCUUUUUUCAUAUGGUAACGCCAGAGUGCUGGUAUAUACUGACACACAUGUUUUACUACUGUUUUGUUUGUUAAGCAAGAAAGCCAGAAGAGACCCUUUCUGAUUGUACCUCACACAGCAUGCAUAGAACUUACGGAUAGCAGUGUUUCUCUCCAGUAUGGCACUGCUUUUAGUCAAUUUUUUUAGACACCCUUACAAUUCCAUGCAUUAUAUUCUUCCUGGUAUUCUGUAAUUCUUCGAUCAACUUAUCUGGAAUCUGUACAGUGAUCAGGCAAACCAUCACGAGCAGCAAGUUUCCACUGAUUUUAGAAGACAGCACAGUUUGGAUAGCUGAAGGUUUCCCACUUCCAUGUGAUUUGAUAUUGAUUGGUCUGUACUGUGCCAGCUAUUCUGUAGCAAAGAUUGUACCAAGAUGAAUUUAUCCAAUGAUGUUUUUGGACCAUCCGUUUUCUGUAUAGAUCUUGUAUUUACUGCUGUUAUAACAUAUUAAUCCUUUGUAUUUGACUCAAAGCACACUUUUGGGA